GUUCGGCCAUGGCGCAGCCGAGGAAACCCGGACGGAUUCGGCUCGGAUGAAGGACGCGUUGCGCAUCGGAUAAAAACCGGAGAUUCCUGAACGUUCUCGCGUGAACUCCCACUUGGCUCGGGACGCGAGCCGCUAGUCCCUGCACCUCCCGUUGGGCACCACCCUGCCCAGAAUAGACUGCUGUCUCCCCAGCCCGUCGGUGUAGUUGUGUGCACCCGCAUUAUCCAGAGGGGCGGCGUAAACAGCGCCAGCAGCAGCCAUGAUGGAUGCGUCGGAGUGCGGCGUGAGGGUGAUGUGCCGCUUCAGGCCCCUGAACGAGGCCGAGAUCAACAGGGGAGACAAAUACAUCCCCAAAUUCAAAGAGGACGACACGGUGGUCAUAACGAGUAAACCCUACGUGUUCGACCGAGUGCUGCCUCCCAACACGUCCCAGGGACAAGUCUACGACCAGUGUGCCAAACAGAUCGUGAAAGAUGUGCUCGGUGGUUACAACGGCACCAUCUUCGCCUACGGACAGACGUCCUCCGGGAAGACGCACACCAUGGAGGGCAAACUGCACGACCACCAGCUGAUGGGGAUCAUCCCUCGCAUCGCCCAAGACAUCUUCGACCACAUCUACUCCAUGGACGAGAACCUCGAGUUUCACAUUAAGGUUUCCUAUUUUGAAAUCUACAUGGACAAGAUCAGAGACCUGCUGGAUGUGUCGAAGACGAACCUCGCUGUGCACGAAGACAAGAACAGAGUUCCCUAUGUGAAGGGUUGUACCGAGCGCUUCGUGUCCAGUCCGGAGGAGGUCAUGGAUGUCAUCGACGAGGGCAAAAACAAUCGGCACGUGGCAGUGACGAACAUGAACGAGCACAGCUCCCGCAGCCACAGCAUCUUCCUCAUCAACAUCAAGCAGGAGAACAUAGAGACGGAGAAGAAGCUGUCGGGGAAGCUCUACCUGGUGGACCUGGCGGGCAGCGAGAAGGUCAGCAAGACGGGAGCGGAGGGCGCCGUGUUGGACGAGGCCAAGAACAUCAACAAGUCCCUGUCGGCGCUGGGGAACGUCAUCUCUGCUCUCGCCGAGGGAACGAAAUCCCACGUGCCGUACAGAGACAGCAAGAUGACCCGGAUCCUGCAGGACUCUCUGGGGGGGAACUGUCGCACCACCAUCAUCAUCUGCUGCUCGCCGUCCGUCUACAACGAGUCCGAGACCAAGUCCACUCUCAUGUUCGGACAGAGAGCCAAGACCAUCAAGAACACCGUGUCCGUGAACCUGGAGCUGACGGCCGAAGAGUGGAAGAAGAAGUACGAGAAGCAGAAGGAGAAGAACAAGAGCCUGAAAACCAUCAUCCAGAGGCUGGAGGCGGAGCUUAACCGCUGGAGGAACGGGGAGAACGUCCCCGAGGAGGAGCAGCUGAGCUCUAAGGAGCAGAAGAGCGUCGAGCCGUGCGACAACACGCCCGUCAUCGACAACCUGCUGCCGCCCGGAGGAGGCGUGUCGGUCUCCGGCAGCGAGAGGAGCAAAUACGAGGAGGACAUCAGCAACCUCUACAAGCAGCUGGACGACAAGGAUGAUGAGAUCAACCAACACAGUCAACUGGCUGAGAAACUCAAGGAGCAGAUGAUGGACCAGGAAGAACUGCUGGCGUCGACGAGACGCGACUACGAGAAGAUCCAGGAGGAGCUGUGUCGGCUGCAGGCGGAGAACGAGCUGGCCAAGGAGGAGGUGAAGGAGGUGCUGCAGGCCCUGGAGGAGCUGGCCGUCAACUACGACCAGAAGAGCCAAGAGGUGGAGGAGAGGGAUCACUCCAACCUGCAGCUGAUCGAGGAGCUGCAGCACAAGACGGCGUUGCUGUCGGCGGUGCAGAGGGAGCUGACUCAGCUGCAGGAGCUGAACGGCCUUCAGAGGAAGAGAGCGGCCGAGGUCCUCAACCUGCUGCUGCGUGACCUCAGCGACAUCGGCGCCAUCAUCGGCACCAGCGACGUGAAGAUCGCCGCGCCCUCAGAGACCAAGGGGAACGGCUCGGCGGUGGAGGAGGAGUUCACCGUGGCUCGCCUCUACAUCAGCAAGAUGAAGUCAGAGGUCAAGUCCCUGGUGAACCGCAGCAAGCAGCUGGAGAGCGCGCAGGCCGACGCCCACCGCAAGAUCCAGGCCAAUGAGAAGGAGCUGGCGUCCUGCCAGCUUCUCAUCUCCCAGCACCAGGCCAAGAUCAAGUCUCUGACGGACUACAUGCAGAACAUGGAGCAGAAGAAGAGGCAGCUGGAGGAGAGUCAGGACGCUUUGACCGAGGAGCUCACCAAACUGCAGACCCAGGAGAAAAGACACGAGGUGUCAGGGGAGGAGAAGGAGAAGGAGGACGUCAGCAGACCGGAUGGAGACGAGGACAUCAAGAAGACUCUGGAGGAGCAGCUGGAGAGCCACAGGGAGGCUCACCAGAAGCAGCUCAGCCGCCUCCGAGACGAGAUCGAAGACAAGCAGAGGAUGCAGGACGAGCUCACAGAUCUGAACCAGGGUCUGUUGUUGGAGCAGGAGAGGCUCAUGUCGGACUACGACAAGCUGAAGGCCGAAGAGCAGGAGAAGGACGCGAAGCUCCAGAAGCUCAUACUGCUGACUGAGCAGAGCGAGCAGGCCAGAGAGGACUUGAAGGGCUUGGAGGAGACCGUGGCCAAAGAGCUGCAGACUCUGCACAACCUGCGCAAACUCUUCGUUCAGGAUCUCACCACGCGGGUCAAGAAGAGUGCAGAGCUGGACUGUGAGGAGGGACUUGGAAAUGUGGCUCAGAAACAGAAGAUCUCCUUCCUGGAGAACAACCUGGAACAGCUCACCAAGGUCCACAAGCAGCUGGUGCGAGACAACGCAGACCUUCGCUGCGAGCUGCCCAAGCUGGAGAAGCGUCUGAGGGCCACGGCCGAGCGGGUCAAAGCCCUGGAGAACGCCCUGAAGGAGGCCAAGGAGAAUGCCAUGAGAGACCGCAAGCGCUACCAGCAGGAAGUGGACCGCAUCAAGGAGGCCGUCCGGGCCAAGAACAUGGCCAGGAGGGGGUUCUCCGCACAGAUCGCGAAGCCCAUCCGACCAGGCCACCAUCCACUGUCAUCCCCCAUCAGCAGCUCCAUCAGAGGCGGAGGCGUCUACGCCCACCACUGAUUAACCCUGAGAACAGACCAUAAAUACCUGAAGCAUGCCCCAUCGUCCCAUCCUGGAACCACAAGCCCCGCCCCUCCCGUUGGAGCACCAAUGGGUGGCCAUCACCACAGACUGUCAUCCAUAGUGUGUAUAUACUAUAUGGUGUAAACAUAUUUAAUUUGCUGAAUGUAGAUAUCAGAGGCCUCGUUUAGAUUUGCUUUUCAGGAAGAAGAAAAAAACAAAAAAACAUUUUCUGUGAUUCUCCUGCUUUCAUUUGUAUUCAUGUUGAUGCAUCCUGUUGCGUAAUUAAUUCAGUUUAUUUAUUAUUAAUUACACGUACGAUCUAUAAAUGAGGCCCUGAAGGAGACAGAAAGGAGAAGCUUUCCAAACGCUUGGGGAGCAGGAAGAGGAUUACUAAUUCAUCUUAAACCAGCAUUCAUUCAUUUAAAGAAAAAAAGGAAAAGUGGGGAUCGUGAGACUCGGACGAGAAGAUUAAUACCAAUCGAUAUAAAUCCUCUCAUCUGACUCACUAUGUCCCAAAAUGUCAAAUGUUCCUUUAAGAACGACUGUACCUGUCGACGUCAGUGCAGCGAAGGCCGUGGAGGUUCUCACCUUGAUGAAGUCGAAGGUCACAAACACACAAUAACUCCUCUAAUGUUUUAUCGUUGGACCUUUUUUAGUCGUUUCUUUGACAUUUUCCCUCUUUCGUCUCCCAAAAAUCAUGAAAAAAAGCAAACACUGCGAAGCUUAAAUAUAAAGUAUGUGUUGCUGAGAUUCAGAAUUAAACUGUUCAAUGACUGUCAACUUCCCAAAUUCAUAAUUUACAAUUAUUCCUUAGCUCUUUUAGUUGUGAGUGACUAUCUGCAAGUCCUGCCGGGACACUGACCAGCCAAUCAGACGUCCCCCCCCAGGACUCAGACCAGGUUCAUGUCAUCACAGAAGACCUCUUCCGGUCGGGUAGUCUGUAAAGCUCCUGAUCAGCCAAUCAGAGAGCUUCAAUGAAUCUCCCCCCCAACAAUCUGCCACACCUUGUGCCUUUAGACACACCUGAACUCACGUAUUAUUCUUCUCAACAGGUAAACGCAGAACAACGUCCACUCCCUAAAAUAAAGCAAAAGAUUGUAGUCGAUGAAUCAAAAGGUUAAUAUCAGACGUCCGCGCUGCCGGUUUCGCAUGUUUUUUUAGUUGCAGAGAGCGAGGAUGCGUUGGGCAACUUUCUAGGCAACGGUUAUUAGUCCCGGUUGCCAGAGAGCUGCGGUCACACAGGUGAAUAUGAAAUAUGAAUGUAAUGCAUGGAGCGUGUGUUGAAGGCAUGCUCAGGGAGGACGGACGGAGGCCAUUUGUAAACAUUCGCCUCAUAACGAUGUCAUUUGAGUUUGCAAAAAAUGCUUUUUCGGUUUGUUUGUUUUGGGCUGUUGCGUCAUAUCUCUGAAUAUACCUGCAAUUAAAGCUUCAAUAUAAAUG
Molecule: messenger RNA, 4573 nt
Organism: Cyclopterus lumpus (lumpfish)
Lineage: Eukaryota; Metazoa; Chordata; Actinopteri; Perciformes; Cyclopteridae
Product: kinesin heavy chain-like
Exons: 27
Coding region: 260-3130 (956 amino acids)
Biological process (GO): microtubule-based movement
Molecular function (GO): microtubule binding; ATP binding; microtubule motor activity
Source: RefSeq, a predicted model, not a curated record